AUGGCGGGCGGCGCGGGCUGGGCGGGCGCCCCCGCGGCUCUGCUGCGCUCCGUGCGCCGCCUGCGCGAGGUGUUCGAGGUGUGCGGCCGCGACCCCGACGGCUUCCUGCGCGUGGAGCGCGUCGCGGCGCUGGGGCUGCGCUUCGGCCAGGGCGAGGAGGUGGAAAAACUUGUCAAAUAUUUGGAUCCCAACGACCUCGGGAGAAUCAACUUCAAGGACUUUUGCCGAGGGGUGUUCGCCAUGAAAGGGUGCGAGGAGCUGCUGAAAGAUGUGCUGUCCGUGGAGAGCGCAGGGACGCUGCCCUGCACGCCCGAGAUCCCAGACUGUGCGGAGCAGGGCAGCGAGGUGCCAGGCCCUACCUUUGCUGAUGGCGAGCUCCUCCCCAGGGACCCCAGCUUCUUUCCCGAGGACGAGGAGGAGGCUAUGACGCUGGCCCCACCUGAGGGCCCCCCGGAGUCAGACAUGGACAGCCCCAUGGAGAGCAUGCAGAGCCUGGAGGGGUCAGUUGGGAGUCCUGCCGAGGAGAAGGACGGAGGGCUCGGGGGCCUGUUCCUGCCGGAGGACAAGUCCCUGGGCCAUGCACCAUCCAUGACCACAUCGGACCUCUCCACACACUCCACCACCUCGCUUAUCAGCAAUGAGGAGCAGUUUGAAGACUAUGGAGAGGGGGACGACGUGGACUGUGCCCCCAGCAGCCCCUGCCCCGAUGACGAGACCAGGACCAACGUUUACUCGGACCUGGGAUCUUCAGUGUCUUCCAGUGCGGGGCAGACACCCAGGAAAAUGCGGCACGCCUACAACAGCGAAUUGCUGGAUGUUUACUGCUCUCAGUGCUGUAAGAAGAUCAACCUGCUGAAUGACCUGGAAGCCCGACUGAAAAACCUGAAGGCCAACAGCCCUAACCGGAAGAUCUCUAGCACGGCCUUUGGACGGCAGCUCAUGCACAGCAGCAACUUCAGUAGCAGUGAUGGUAGCACUGAGGACCUGUUCCGAGACAGCAUUGACUCCUGUGACAACGACAUCACGGAGAAGGUGAGCUUCCUGGAAAAAAAAGUGACAGAGCUGGAGAAUGACAGCCUGACCAAUGGGGACCUGAAGAGCAAGCUGAAGCAGGAGAACACACAGCUCGUGCACAGGGUGCACGAGCUGGAGGAGAUGGUGAAAGAUCAGGAGACCAUGGCCGAGCAGGCCCUGGAGGAGGAGGCGCGGCGGCACCGCGAGGCCUACGGCAAGCUGGAGAGAGAGAAGAGCACGGAGAUCGAGCUGCUCAACACCAGGGUGCAGCAGUUAGAGGAGGAAAACACCGAGCUCAGAACAACAGUGACCCGGCUCAAGUCACAAACAGAGAAGCUGGAUGAGGAGCGGCAGCGCAUGUGUGACCGGCUGGAGGACACCAGCCUGCGGCUCAAAGAUGAGACGGACCUGUACAAGCGCGUGACGGACAAGCUGCGGCAGAACCGCCUUGAGUUCCAAAAGGAACGGGAGGCGACGCAGGAGCUCAUCGAGGACUUGCGGAAGGAGCUAGAGCACCUGCAGAUGUACAAGCUGGACUGCGAGCGGCCAGGCCGGGGACGCAGCUCGUCCUCUGGCCUGGGCGAGUUCAACGCCAGGGCCCGCGAGGUGGAGCUGGAGCAUGAGGUCAAGCGGCUCAAGCAGGAGAAUCAUAAGCUGCGGGACCAGAAUGACGACUUGAAUGGACAGAUCUUGAGCCUCAGCCUCUAUGAAGCAAAGAACCUCUUUGCCACCCAGACCAAAGCCCAGUCUCUGGCCGCAGAAAUAGACACGGCCUCUCGCGAUGAGCUCAUGGAAGCCCUGAAGGAGCAGGAGGAGAUCAACUUCCGGCUGAGGCAGUACAUGGACAAGAUUAUCCUUGCCAUCCUGGACCACAACCCCUCCAUCCUUGAGAUCAAACACUGAGACGAGGGCUGGCUGCAGAGCGGCCUCGGGACCUUCCCAGCCCUGGACCCUGGGACCAAGGCGCAGACCCCACUUGAGGAUGCGGCCCAAGCCAGGCCACACACACACAGACACACACACACACACACACACACACACACACACACACACACACACACUGUAAACAUCUCUGGCCACCAUGUCCUGUGUACUGAUGCGUAUGUGGGGAAGCCGCUCACACAGCAAGGGGUGAGCGUGGGGCUGUGAGUGUCAUCUGCACAGUUACUGCCCGUGCACUUUGCAGUCCCCUUGCAAGAGCGGAUGGUCCUGGAGGGUGGGAGGGGCAAGGUCUGCUAUCAGGAGUUACUGUAAUAACAAGAACUGGAAGACUGUGUUUCAGGUACUGGAUGAAAAUGAUUCUACCUCUGGGGAUAAGGAUUUAAAGAUGCUUAGUGA
Molecule: messenger RNA, 2352 nt
Organism: Herpailurus yagouaroundi (jaguarundi)
Lineage: Eukaryota; Metazoa; Chordata; Mammalia; Carnivora; Felidae
Gene: RAB11FIP4
Product: RAB11 family interacting protein 4
Exons: 15
Coding region: 1-1917 (638 amino acids)
Biological process (GO): endocytic recycling; regulation of cytokinesis
Cellular component (GO): recycling endosome membrane; cleavage furrow; endocytic vesicle
Molecular function (GO): calcium ion binding
Source: RefSeq, a predicted model, not a curated record